ACAGAAGAAAAGGAGGCGCUGCUUUCUGAAACUCAAAUUCACUAUAUGUUAUUAUAGGCAGACAUUUGUCAACUAACCGCCUUAACUGCCCUCGUCCGAAAGCAGCUUGAGCGGCGGUGUAUGUCUCAUUUUGCCUUGAUAUAUGAUUAGAGAAUAUGAACAAUAAUUUAUGAUUCUUUAGUAAAACCAUAUUAAUACCUUUUGUUGAAAAAGGUAUAUGGUGGUGUUUUUUAAUAAAACGACUGGAUGGCGGGGAAUGAGAACAGAAUUUUAUUAUUCCGUUUAAAACGGCUCGUAUGUUUAGCCUACGAUGGAAACAAAAACUAGUAAUUUUAUCUUUUUUAGGAACACUGUUGUCAACGCAUGUUAGAUUUCUUAAAACAUUUUGCAUUCUCAAAGCUACUGCUUAUAUUCAUUUUAAUUAUGAUAAAAAAUAAGGUUGCUGUAUGUUCAAGAGUUUUCAUUCCAGAGAAUUCAUAGAAAGCAAAUAUUUCACUUGUCACUAUGCUUGUUGUCGAGCCACAAAAAUUGUUAGAAUAGGGUUUACAUGUAUGGUACUUCGUCUGCGAGUGAAUUAGAGAUUUUAUACUUUGAAUUCGUAGCAAUUUACUACGAAACGUUUGAGGAUUACGAGAUAUUCAGAAAAUAUUUUUCUACCUAAAGUGAAAUGAAUGACUUCAGAGAAUCUUGUACUCUUAAUCGGAUGCAAGAACGUUAUUGGGCAACAAAGCAAGCUGUUUUCAAAAAACUUGGAAAGAAAGAUGAUGAUUGCAUAAUUGCUAGUGAUGCAGAGUUGGAUGCUAAACUUGAACUGUUCCAAACCAUAGAAGAGUCUUUUUUAACACUGCUGAGAAUUCUAGAAAACUAUCAGGAUAAGCUAUGUGUGCUAGCUCAAGAAGAAAAUGCAAUGGGUCGUUUCUUAAAGGAAAAUGGCAAGUAUGAUAAGACUAGAGCUGGCAAAGUUAUGACAGGAGCCGGAAAAGCUCUCAGUUUCAGUGCACAGCAGAAAUUAUCUUUGCGCUUACCAUUAGUUCGUCUCUACCAUGAAGUAGAGACUUUCCAGUAUAGAGCAAUAGUUGAUACUUUGCAGACUGUGGAAAAAAUGGAGAAGGCUAGGACUGCAUAUCGAGGAGCUCUGAUGUGGAUGAAAGAUGUCUCACAACAACUUGAUCCUGAUACCUGUAAACAGCUUGAAAAGUUUAGAAAGGUGCAAAGCAACGUGCGAAAAACAAAAGCACGAUUCGAUAAAUUAAAGCUUGAUACUCUACAGAAAGUCGACUUGCUGUCAUUUUCACGUUGUAAUUUAUUUUCUCAAGCCUUGGCUGGAUAUCAAAACACUUUGAUUGCAAUUUGUGAAAAGGUUUCUCAUACAAUGACAUCUGUUGCUGAAACAACCAAAGGUUAUCAACAUUAUGAAUUCUCAAUGUUGAAAGAACUUACCGAAACCAGUAAAAAAUUGGCUGAAAAAACUACAGAAGAAGAAGAAAUUUCUUCCUUGACUGAACAAAGUAAAUCUCCAUAUGCUGACAGAGAUGUAUUAUUAUUCUUUGAAGCAGAGUAUCAAGAUGAAGAAAGUGAGACAGGCAGAGAUCUUCAAUAUAACAGUAAUUCUGAUAAGGAAAGAAUAUCUAGUAGCCCAUCAAAAAGUAUGUCAUGCAAAAGAAAAGCUGCAAAGAAAAAGUUACUGAGUGAAAAAGAUAAAGAUAAUGACUUCCCUUUGCUUGAGCUAGAUAAUGAUGAUGAUGUUAAAAGUCCACUAAAUUUUUCCUUGCAAAGUGAUCACAUUCAGUCUAAAGAUACUUCUACAGGAUCCUCUGACUUUUUGACUGGAGCUCAGAAUGAAGACUGUGAUAGAAGUGAUCUGGAACUCCUACGUGAAAUUUUAGACUCAAAUUGUGAUUAUAAGCUUUCUAAUAAUCUAUCAUCUCAAAUACAAGAUAUAUGCCAAGCAUCAUCUAUAAAUCAGCAAAUUAAUUCAAGUAGGCAAGAAAAUUUACAAAAUAGUUCUCAGGCAUCUUAUUUCAUGCCAUCUCAGUUGCUAGAUAUGAAUAAGAGUUUUAGCUCUUCAACAACUGAUAUACAAGGUCCUGUAAUCCCAUCAUCUGAGGCGGCUAAAAGUGUUGAACGGGGCCCAAUUGAAAAGAAUAAGGCAAAACAAGAUAUGUCUAGUUGGUAUAACUUGUUCGCUGAUUUGGAUCCCUUGGCUAACCCGGAUUUAAUUGGAAAAAAGCAAGUAGAUGAAAUAAAUUGUUAAUUGUUGUAAAGUUCAAUUAUUUUUAUUUUACAUAUUAUACAAGAAACAAUGUAUGUAUUCAUAUUUAGUAUAAUUUUAGGCUAGUCAUUUAUCUUUAUACUUUCAGAAAAUAGUCCACACUUCCUUAUGAUUAAAAAAAGGGGGAGAGAAGUGUUUAAAUCCAUGUAUUUCCAACCUAAAAAUAUUUUGUUUUGGGUUUCUUUCAAAAGCUUAACUACAAGUUAACUAAAUUGGAUUUCAGUUAUAAUUCCUAAUAAAAAUUAUAAAUUUAGA
Stegodyphus dumicola is the source of this 2527-nucleotide messenger RNA. It is a transcript of the gene ICA69, whose product is annotated as islet cell autoantigen 1-like protein. NCBI's taxonomy places the organism in Eukaryota, Metazoa, Arthropoda, Arachnida, Araneae, Eresidae. Gene Ontology annotation, cellular component: Golgi apparatus. The record is from RefSeq and is a predicted model, not a curated record. Gene Ontology annotation, biological process: regulation of transport. Gene Ontology annotation, molecular function: protein domain specific binding.